Molecule: messenger RNA, 1466 nt
Organism: Papaver somniferum (opium poppy)
Lineage: Eukaryota; Viridiplantae; Streptophyta; Magnoliopsida; Ranunculales; Papaveraceae
Product: probable transcription factor At5g61620
Exons: 3
Coding region: 297-1247 (316 amino acids)
Biological process (GO): response to auxin; response to gibberellin; response to ethylene
Molecular function (GO): zinc ion binding; DNA binding
Source: RefSeq, a predicted model, not a curated record
AGGAAAAUUUGCAUCUUUGUAAAGAAACUAGGACACUAGAGAGAAAAUAUACUAAAAUAGAGACAAAGAAAUAGAGUUGUUAAUAUAUCUGUAUACAAGUAAAUGAACCAACGUUACCAACCUCAUCCCAUCACAAUAUAUAAAGACCAAACACCAUAUCAAGUUUUCUGUGAAACAACUCUAGUCUCCCUCUCUCUCUCUCUCUCUCUCUCUCUCUUUCUCUUUCUGCCUUCUCUGACUCUUUUGUAGGUGUUGGUUGUUGUUGUUUAAUCUUGAUUCUUCUUGUCUUAGUGAAGAUGGCAAGAAAAUGCUCACAUUGUGGGAACAUGGGUCACAAUUCAAGGACUUGUAGCAAUUACAAAGGAACAAAUGGUGGUACUGGUAUUGGUAGUGGACUCAAACUCUUUGGUGUUCAACUUGACAUACAUACAUCUCCUCCUCCUCCUUCCUCCUCUUCUUCUUCUACCUCUUCUACUACAUCUUCUCCAUGCUUCUCUUCAUUAAUUCCCAUGAAGAAGAGUUUUAGUAUGGAUUGUAUAUCUUCUUCAUCGGCUUCUUCUUCGUGUCGCGUUUUCGUUAAUAAUAAUGAUGAUACAAUUUCUCAUGGAGGGUAUCUUUCUGAUGGUCUCAUUGCAAGAAAUCACCAAGAACGAAAGAAAGGAGUAGCAUGGACAGAAGAAGAACACAGGAUAUUCUUAACCGGUCUUGAAAAGCUUGGAAAAGGUGAUUGGAGAGGAAUUUCAAGAAACUUUGUAACUACAAGAACUCCAACUCAGGUUGCUAGUCAUGCUCAAAAAUAUUUCCUUAGACAAACUAGUCUUAACAAGAAAAAACGCCGGUCAAGCCUUUUCGACGUGAUUGGGAGUUGCAGUAGCUCUGAUGAUUUUUCAAGUCUAACACUAGAUGCAAAUACAGUACCCCAAAAAAGUGAAGUUCAUCAAGGAUUUAGUAUUCUUCAGCAGCCUAUAGUAGAGACGCAUUCACCGGUAAAAGCAGCAACAACAAGGAAUGAUCAAGAUAGAAGUACCCGGUUUUCUCCGAGUUAUACUCCGGUGCCGUUAUGGGGAAAUGUUUCAUUUCAGCCUCAACCAAUAUUACCUUCGUUUGUAACAGUGCCCGAGUUUCGAACAACAACACCAAAUCUAGAGCUUACACUUGCUGCUCCAAGAUCAUUGGAUCAAAGUCAAUCCUCAACAACAACAACAGCAACAAGAUCUCUCUUAACUGGACCAAUUAGUGUUAUCUGAAAGCUACAAAAAGAACUAGCUAGCCCAAGACAAUAUUGAAUCAAGCAAUAGCCGGGUUGUUAAAUGUAAUCAAGAAAGACAAAAUAUAACUCUUUAAGGAAGUUGGUUACGGCCACUAUUAUAAAUAGAUUAGAAUUUUGAUAAUUCCAUUUGUAAAUUCCUGUCAGUAAGUAUUUUGGGGCUUAGCUUAAUGAGAUAUGCAAAUAUUCAGCCUUUUCG